Psilocybe cubensis is the source of this 4305-nucleotide messenger RNA. RefSeq lists its product as uncharacterized. Bases 1 to 4305 code for a protein of 1434 amino acids. The transcript is spliced from 4 exons. NCBI's taxonomy places the organism in Eukaryota, Fungi, Basidiomycota, Agaricomycetes, Agaricales, Agrocybaceae. The record is from RefSeq and is a predicted model, not a curated record.
AUGGCCAUGCCCACCGACUCCCUCUCCCCGACAUGGCGCCCUCCAAAGUCGCCUCUCCCGCCCCACCGCCUGGCCAAGCUCGCUAAUGCCCUCGGCGUCGCCACCCCCAUCCCCGCCGCCCCGCCCCGCCCCGCCCACGACCCCCUCCCCAGUCCUGUCCUCGACCCCCAUUCCCGCCUCUCCCCUACGCCCUCCACCGCCGCCUCUGCCCGCUCCUUUGCCGCCCUCCAGCCCCCCACCUCCAAGUUCCUCCUCCAUGUCGUGCCCCCCGCCCAUCUCCCCCACAGGGCCGCCGACCCCCAUCUGCGCCGCGGCACCCUCGUCCCUGUCCACCCCACCCUCCAUGCCCAGCUCGGCGCCAUCGCAAAGGAGUACGCGCUCCCGUCCCCCGCCGGCCUUGUCCUCUACCUCGUCACCCAGUCCCAGGAGGCUGCCGACGAGCCUGGCCCCCGUCUGUCCGAGGACAUCUGGCGCCAUCUCUGGACCCGCGUCCUCCGUGCUGAGCAGCGCGACGAUGUCCUCAGUCCAUCCCUCAGUCCCCUCUCUUCACGCAGCGUCACUCCAGCUACCCCGCGCACCCCCUUUGCUCUUGCCCCAGCCGCUCGCUCAACCCCCUUCCUCCCCCAGGAAAAUGCACCUGCAACAGGCCCCCUGCGUCCCCUGCUCUCCAUCUCUAGCACCGCUCCCACUGACUUUCCCCCAUACUCACCCCAGGCCUCCUAUUCCUCCUCCCCUUCCUCUCUCUCUGACAUACGCGCAGCCCACAACAAAUCUGCCCCUCCCUCCUCUUCCACUUCCCAUUCCCACUCCGAGGCAGAGGAGGCGUCUACCCCAGACACAUCUGUCGUAGAUGACGCGAGCGGGCUACCACUACCCGGCCUCACAUCCCCCUCGCUUAUCCCCAUCCUCGCCAAAGUCGAAUUCGACAUUGAUAAGCGCAAGGCCGCCUGGUACGAGCCAUGGCUGCGCAGCCGUCGCGCAAACCAGGCAAAGCGCGCCCGUGUCGAGAAGGAAAAGAAGGGCAAGGCGGAGCAGAGAGAGGGUAGUGAGAGCGGGGACGCAGAGGAGGAGGGAACCAGGGCCGCGCCGAUUGAGCUCUUGAUGGGCAAAAAGGACACGAAGGAUCCAUUCGGACUCGCCUCAGCUCCUGUCACUGUGCCCAUCGAGCCAGAGGAGGAGGAGGAGGUAGCAGCCGAAAACGGAUAUGCACGUCUCUCAGACGAUGACAGCGACGACGACGACGAAUUUGCAGAAGAAAAUACGGCGCGCGUUAUGCCUCCACCACCCCCCGACGCCGAUCCGCUGAGCGACGUGUUCGGGAACGAUGCAGAUACCUGGGCCGAGAUUCACGCUGAACGACCGAAAUCCAAACACCUCUCCAACCCUAACAUUGUUCCUCUCGCGCUGACCGCACAGGAACUCGAAGACGACUCUCAUGACCAAAACGACCACCACGAUGACAACGACGACGAGACGAAAUCGACGAAAGAAGAAGACGAGGUAUUUGAGAUGUUGGAUAUGAUGGGCAACCCCAAACUCGCAAUGUCGCUACCGUCGCCUGAAAAGCCGCAUUCGCCAGAUAUGGGUGCGACCCCACGCAAGAUCCCCCCGCCGCUUGUACUGAAAGGGAAAGACAAGUCGGUCGUUUCUGCCCUUGUCUCUGCUACCAAGGAGGACAGCGGCUCGAGUGCAGUGGGUUCGCCUGGUUCUGCGGGCCUUGCGUAUCUGCGAGAGGGGGAUGUGUCCCCUCAGAGUCAGGGGUCAACGGAGGAGAAGGAGAAGGCAGAGGAGGUGUAUGUGACGCGCGUGCGUAGCCCGACAGAGUCGCUGGAAAAGCGCGCAGGCGCCGUGUUUGACGAUUUGGACUUUGACCUUGGACUGGAUCCUACUGAGGACUUUGACGAAGACGACCCUCAUGACCGACGGAGGAGCCAAUAUCUCAUGCGCGCUCAGCUCGACGAUCUCGAAAAGACAAUGGCCCAACUCUCCCCACGAAUUCUCAACCUCAGCCUCGAGGACGAGCCACACAACAUGAGUUUCGGUAGUUCAGCCACGGGCCUCUCGCCGCGCUCCAUGGGCGCGAAAACUGUAUCGCUCUCGCCGGGACGCAAUUCAGAUCUCUUGCCUUCGACGACGCUGACGGGCUCGCCGCGCCUUCCGCGGCAUCCUGAGCCUGAUCCGGCUGAUGGUCCUAUGUCAUGGCCCGCAGUUCCCUUCUCGGCGAUCAAAGACCGCGAGGCGUCCUCUUCCAGCAACGCAGACGCGCCCCCGUCUCCACCGCGUCUCGCGGUCAACGGCGUCACGACCUCUGCGCCCCGCUCGUACAUGCCCAGUCGCGCACCCACAGGCAGCGGUCUUUCUGAAAGCGAGCGCCGGAAGAAGCUAGAGGAUAACGAGCAGGCGCUGUACCCUGGAUCCUCCUCUGUACCUCCUCCGCCGAAUAGCAACAAUAACACGAUCACCAUUAACAGCAGCGGGACGGGCGCAGAGUCACCAGUGAUACCGCUCUCGCCUGACCCCUUUGGGCGUCACGGACCAUCGCCGUCUCCUUCUUCGCCAGAACCAAUUGUUAUGACAGGCGCUCAGUGGGAUACGAUGACGAUAGGAAAAGGUGGUGGGCUGUCGCCUGAUGCGUUUGGCGCCCACCAGCAGCAUCUGCACUCGCCGUUUUUGGCGCAGCAGCAACAGCAGCCGAUGCCUAUGUCAAUGCAGGGGCAAGGACAAGUGCAAGGGAGAGAGCGCUCGAACACCACCACGAGCCGGUUCUCUGCUGACUCGCUCAAGGGCGACGAGGUCGCUGCGUCCCUCGCCUCGGGCUCUUCAUCGUCACUCGCUACCGCGUCGAGUGGGAGCCUCGCCCCGGCGAAAAACCAGAACAGGGCGACACUGAUGUCAGUCAAGAGCAUCAAGAAACUCUGGAGGAAGAGCAACAACAAGUCGCAGGGCGGGUCGAGCGCGAGCAAUACCGUGCCGGUCCCCGCGCUGCCUCCUAUCCAAACCAAAAUGCAAAAUCAAAAUCAGACGCAUGUGCGGGGACAGAGCUCGGUCUCGAUGCCGCCUCCGACACCAACGUCCGCGUCGAUGUCGAUGGCACAGAAGGCUGCCGCCUCCGGGCGCACCUCGCCUCUUGUCCCGCCGCAGCGCCCUACCCGCCCGUCGGAGGAACAACUCGAUUUGCCGGAUGUGCCGGAUAUACCGGCCUCGGCACAUGUGCACGCGGCGUACCCUGCGAGCGGGCGGGCGUCUGCCCAGUCGAUGGCGUCGAUGACGGUGCCGCAGGCGCAGGCGCAGAUGCCGAUGAAUGGCGCGGGGGUGGGCGCUGGUGGCGGGCGGCUGUCGCCCCAGCCUUCAUUGUCGGGGUCGGUGGGGAGGCCGUCGUUGGAUGGACAUAGACCUUCUUUGGAACAGCAGCAGUUUCAGCAGCAACAGCAACAGCAGUUUCAACAACAGCAAUUUCAACAGCAGCAGCAACAGCAACAGUUUCAGCAACAACAAUUUCAACAGCAGCAGCCGUUUCAGCAGUACCCACACCCACAGCAGCAGCAACAUUUUCACCAACUCUCUGUCCCCUCUUAUCCCGGGAGGAACCCUAACCCGGGGCCUAUAAUCACCCCGCAUAUGAAAGCCGGUAAAGCAGCCACAUCGGGGCUCGAUCGUCUGCACUUUGACCAGGAAUCGCCUUACCCUAUGCCCGCGCGCCGCUCACCCCAGCCGCAAUCGCAAUCUAUGCGCCAGUCCCCUAUCCCCACCUCGCCGCCACCACUGCCCGGGCAUACCAUAGUGUCGUCCGACCAGGAACAGCAGAACCUCGCACGCAAGUCGAUUCUGCGGUGGAAGUCUGCUGCAGCGAGCACGACAGCGGGGUCCGCGCCGCCUACGCCCGUCGAGCUGCAGCCGCGGUCCGCGAGCGCGCGCGGGCGGCGGCCUAGCGCGGCUAACCUCGGUGGAAGCAGUAGCAGCAGCAGCAGCGGUGCCGCGUCCGCUCGCGCGUCGGUGACGUCACCUGACCUGCUACCGCCGCCAAGCCCACAAGUUCCAACGCAGUUUGCGGACCACCGCGCGUCGCAGCGCUCGCGGCUGACGACGUCGUCGACGGAGGACGCGGCGUCCGGGUCGUACUCGCCGCCGAAGCGGCAGGCGUCGCUGCUGAGCCAGGCGUCGUCGCUUGACGCACGGUCGAUGGCGUCCUCGCGCUCGCGCGAUUCGCAGGGCUCGCGGCCGAGCUUUGAUGCAUCCCAGUUCGAGUUUGUGUCGCCCAAGGCUGGCGGCACGUUGAGUUAUCCGUACAACACCAUUGAUCGUUAG